Alexandromys fortis (reed vole) is the source of this 3670-nucleotide messenger RNA. RefSeq names its product septin 3 (gene Septin3). Gene Ontology annotation, cellular component: microtubule cytoskeleton; presynaptic cytoskeleton; cell division site. Lineage: Eukaryota; Metazoa; Chordata; Mammalia; Rodentia; Cricetidae. The coding region runs from base 1 to 2454 and encodes 817 amino acids. The record is from RefSeq and is a predicted model, not a curated record. Gene Ontology annotation, molecular function: molecular adaptor activity; GTP binding; GTPase activity. Gene Ontology annotation, biological process: cytoskeleton-dependent cytokinesis; intracellular protein localization. The transcript has 11 exons.
AUGGACCACGACUUUGCACCUCCUCCUCCAGAGAUGCAGCCGCACAGGGCUCCAGGCCCCAGAUCUUCUUUCUCCCGCGGCCACAUGCUGGGGCGCCACACCCACCAAAAGCUCACCAGAGAUGUGUCCCCCCUCAUCCCUGUCAUCAAGAAGACUGUCCACUUGAACGCCUUCCCCCAAGGCAAUGUCCUACCGACUUUCAGCCAGCCAAGCCUUAGAUCCAAGGCCUGGAGUAUGUCCCAACAGGGCAGCAUAGGGCCCCUGGGCUCUCUGCCUCCCAAUAGCUUUAUGCCCAGGAAACUCAGCUCUAUUUCCUUAACGAUUCGCCAGAAUGUCCAAGCGCGGCCCCUGGAUGCCCCAGUUUCUCAUUGGGAAGAGUUGUCCAAUUUGGGCAAGGAGGUACUCACCCAUGGAGAAGGGAGGCCUUCCACUUCAAGAUCACCAUCCAUGGCCCCAGUGCCAAAGGACAGCACCUCCUCUGAAGGCCAUGGGAACCCAGGUCUUACCAAAGCCAACAGGACACCCUCAGGGGAUAAGCCCCUGGUGUCUUCACAUCUGACUUUGCCAUUCCAAUCUCAGCACACUCAGAGUUCGGGCUCUGUGGCUCAAGUCCAAACCAGAACCUCUCCAGGAAGAGGCAAGUCCAAGCCCAGGGGUAUUCCCAGAUCCCGAGCGUACCUCCAAAGGGCUGCUCCUUCUCCUUCUACAAAUUUGUCUGCUGUGGGCACAAAAUUAGAUAUAGCCAGAAAUUUAGGCACAAUGGUCAUCAACAGACCUGAGCUGGCUAUCAAUAUGUCCACACCAAACCCAUCCAGAAUGGUCAGAGACACUGAACUUCCUAAGAUGGGCAUGACCGUUGACUUACCUAUAGCGUCCAAGGCAGGAAAAUCCACAGAUUCGGUGAUAACAGGCCCACCCAAACUAGGCACAGCCAUGAAUUUAGCUGGAUCAGGGACAACCAAGCCAGGCCAGGUUGUGAAUUUGGUAACUGCAGACUCAGACAAGCUGGAAAAUGUCAUGGUUAUGACCACGGAGGACUCAGCCAUGGCUUUGGAAAUACCGGAUCAAAUUGAUCUGGGCAUAAGCAGGUUGGACACAGCCAUGGCUUUGGCUGGAGUCAAUAGAGCCAAGCUGGACACAACUGCAGAUUCUUCUGUGUUGGACACAAGCAGACUGGAAACAGCCAUGGAUUCAGUUGUGCUGGUCUGCCCAGUCACUGGUGAGACCAAGCUAGACAUUGCCAAUCACCUGACCAUCGCGGACGCUGCAACCUAUUCGCUAAUGCCAGGCAGAAGCACAGACCCAGGCCAGGACUGUGCUGCUGCCGAUGCUGCCACAGACAGUGCCGCCGAGCCUACCUCGCUGGACCUGGCCAGAGAACCCGAAGGGCUCCCAGAGGCCAGGACGGACACAGCUAUGUCAGAGCUGGUACCCGAGCCCAGGCCUAAGCCGGCGGUGCCCAUGAAGCCGGUCAGCAUCAACUCCAACCUGCUAGGCUACAUCGGCAUCGACACCAUCAUUGAACAGAUGCGCAAGAAAACCAUGAAGACUGGUUUUGACUUCAACAUCAUGGUCGUUGGCCAGAGUGGACUGGGCAAGUCGACGCUGGUCAACACACUCUUCAAGUCCCAAGUGAGCCGAAAGGCCUCCAGCUGGAACCGGGAGGAGAAGAUCCCUAAGACAGUAGAGAUCAAAGCCAUUGGGCAUGUGAUAGAGGAAGGUGGUGUCAAAAUGAAGCUGACAGUCAUUGACACGCCAGGCUUCGGGGACCAGAUCAACAAUGAAAACUGCUGGGAGCCCAUUGAGAAAUACAUCAAUGAGCAGUAUGAGAAGUUCCUGAAGGAAGAGGUGAACAUUGCCAGGAAGAAACGCAUCCCUGACACCCGUGUCCACUGCUGCCUUUACUUCAUCUCCCCCACAGGACACUCCUUACGACCACUUGAUCUUGAGUUCAUGAAACACCUCAGCAAAGUGGUGAACAUCAUCCCGGUCAUUGCCAAGGCUGACACCAUGACCCUGGAGGAGAAGUCUGAAUUCAAGCAGAGGGUUCGCAAAGAGCUUGAAGUAAACGGCAUUGAGUUCUACCCUCAGAAAGAGUUUGAUGAGGACUUGGAGGACAAGACAGAGAAUGACAAAAUCAGGCAGGAGAGCAUGCCCUUCGCUGUGGUGGGGAGUGACAAGGAGUACCAAGUGAAUGGCAAGAGGGUCCUCGGCAGAAAAACCCCGUGGGGGAUCAUUGAAGUGGAAAACCUCAACCACUGUGAGUUUGCCCUGCUUCGAGACUUCGUCAUCAGGACUCAUCUCCAGGACCUCAAAGAAGUCACCCACAACAUCCAUUAUGAGACUUACAGGGCCAAGAGGCUCAAUGACAACGGAGGCCUCCCUCCGGGAGAAGGCCUCCUGGGCACUGCCCUUCCACCUGUGCCAGCUACCCCCUGUCCCACUGCUGAAUGAAGGCCAUUUCAAGCGCUGCUUCUCCCUCAUUCCUUCCAGCUGCUCUUGCUGCAGGGCCAAGCCCCCUUUAAUGCUGUGCUUGUCCAGCCCGCCACUACAACCCCUCUCAGCCCUCAGCAGGUGGGAGGGGCCGGCUGCCUCUUUAGGACCAGUAGCUUCCUCCAUUUAGCCAAACGACCCCUCUCCUCCUACUGGAACGGAGUUCCUGCCAGCCAGCAUUGCCCUGCUCCAUCGUCUGUCAGCAGCCCCAGCCCAUGUGUAGAGAGAAGGAACUCACCGAGAGCUUCUCCUGCCCUUGCAAGCCCAUUCCAGCGACUUGUAACCAUCUCCAAGGGAACCGGCAUUGCUCCCUAGCCAUUCAUCUGCAUGAGUACUCUUCUUGGCUCCCUUAAACGGUCAAGAAAGCGAUUUUUUUCUGCUUGUCAGUCAUUGAGGUCAGCUGUGUGAGCCCCUACGUGGGACAAGGGUGUCUCCUUCAUUGCUUAAAGGUAUAAGGGUGAUUCAUUACAGAGACUGGGGAGCAAGAGGGCUAGCCUCACUUAAAUCACCACUGGUGUCUGGCCCAGUGUGUGUAUAUGUGUGUGUGCGUGUGUGUGUGUGUGUGUGUGUGUGUGUGUAAACAACCUCUUUACACCCCCCCAAAUGUGGCCAUUUGGGAAGUGGUUUUCCUGAAAAGACGUUGCUGGGUUUGACUUCCUAUUCCCCAAACAACAACAAGGGGGAAAAAGUGAAUCAAACACACACAUGAACCCCCCCCCCCAAACCCACAAGCUAUACACGCUAGGCGGGAAAAUAGCACCCUUUUGUACAUUUAGCAAUAAGAGGGAUCUCUUCCCACCUACCCCGAGCAUUCCAGCGCCCGUCUCCCACCCUGUUAAUGUGAGCAGUGCAUUAGUCUGACCACAGGUCACUGUGGGCUAAUGGAAAAUUCUCGACGGAGGGCAAAGCCCCCAACAGAUGCAUGAAUGUUUGCGAAUGUCGGCCGCCCCUGCCCCACUCACUGUGUCUUUCUAGAAAUCCUCCCUUGGCCACCUCCCCUGCCAUCUCCACCUGGAUACAACUUGCUCAAAGGCUGGUGACUUGUGGGCCAUUCAUCUACAAGUCCUGAUGGAACAAGAGGCCCAAGCCUAGGGGAUGCAGGAACGACCCAUUUUUAAAAUGUUAUUAGUCCCAACCAAUGUUUUGGUGAUAUUCCAGUUGAAUUUCCCAAUUGAAA